Molecule: messenger RNA, 23265 nt
Organism: Chilo suppressalis (striped riceborer)
Lineage: Eukaryota; Metazoa; Arthropoda; Insecta; Lepidoptera; Crambidae
Source: the annotation of a GenBank genome assembly
GUCUGACAGCUCGCCAGAGCCAGCCAGAACAGUCAGUAGCAUAAACUUACCGAGGCAAACACCACGCGCGCAUCCGAAUAUACCCAAACACGAUGCUCAUCGCCCGUAUAUCCCCAAACGAAAACUGAAUAUUUUACCAAACAGUGGCAUUUAUCGCACAAUGAUCUGUUUGUGAAGUGAAAAUUUAUGUAGUUACGUGAGUUGCAUCAAGAUUGAUUGGAUUGUAAAAACUAUCGUAAAACUACGGCGAUACAUACUUUCGGUGCGGCAUGGAGGCGGUGUGCGAACGCGGCGACAGCGCGUGUGAUGUACACGCGCUGGCCGCCGCGCUGCACUCGCUACAUCUGUACUGCGCCACCAUCUCCACUGCGCUCAUCUGCUGCUGCGCACCGCGGCCUGCGCGCUCUGAAUGGAUCGGAAAGCGUUGGCGCGGGCAGACAGUAAGGGGGACAGCUAGCCUUGCGCUUGGAGCAGUGUGGUGCUGCAGCGCGGCUGCUGCGUCGCUGCGUCGUGGACGCACCGUUGCCCUGGUGUCAGCCACAAUAGCGCCACUCGGAUGGCUCGCCGCCGCUGCCCUUCACACGGCACUCUGGACCCGGCGCUCCGCAGCACCACUCCUUUACCUAGCCGUAUACUGGUUGCUGUCGGCAACAUCUGCUGCUGCCAUCUUUUACCAAAGCAUCACGACCAAAGCUUCCUCUGAACACGUGGAUGUAUUUAUUCAGGGACUGUCGAUGGUCCUAUCUUUGAUCAUAUCUGGAGUGGACUGCUUCUGUUUUUAUGAAGAGGUGUCAAAACGACAACGCGCCCACCAGAAAUCAACAUCAUCGAAUCACAACGUGUUAUAUAAACAUAACGACACACACUUCUACUCAAAAAUAACAUUUUUCUGGAUAAAUGUUCUGCUGUGGCGCGGCUAUGAAUCACCCAUAGAGGAAGACGAUUUAGGAGAUUUGCCUGACGACGAGAAAUCUAAUAUUUUUUACGAGAGAUUUAAAAGAAUAUACAAUUCCAAUGAGAAGGACACAAAAUCAAGUAUACGCCAUCGCAGCAUAUGGCAGUGCUACAUUCAAGCGAUUUGGCCAAACUUUUACACAGCUGGUGUUAUGAAACUUCUGGGGGAUUUGAUAAGCGUAGUGCCACCUCUUGGGUUGGCAGCCAUUAUCCAAUACGUAGAAGGUCCUCAACAAGAAUAUAAUGAAAACUCCGAGGUCACCAUUCAGGAAUUCCUUAGCAACGGUUACGCGAUGUUGGUCGUCGUCACACUAUCACUUGUCUUCCAAGCCCUACUGUCUCAGAAUUCCACGCAUUUAGUGACCUUAGAGGGAACAAGAUUAAAAACAGGCUUACAGGGUUUGCUGUACGACAAAUGCAUGCGCUUGGGACCGUGGUCUUCGGCAGACAAUAAUACUGAGGAAGAGUCCCCUCUUCUCCAGUCCCCUAAAGAUAACGCCACCAGUCCCUCUGGCUUACUCACAAACCUUAUGUCUCAGGACACAUAUAACAUAAUGUCCUGCGUUUGGAUCUGUCAUUACUUAUGGGCCAUACCACUAAAGGUAUCAGUCAUAUUGUAUUUACUCUUUACCAAACUCGGCAUCAGCGCAAUAAUAGGUACAGCUGCCAGCGUACUCCUUAUAACGCCAUUACAGUUUUAUAUUGGCAAAAAGAUAUCUGAUAAUUCAAAAGACAUUUCUAAAUGUACGGAUCACAGAAUAUCAAAAAUGACGGAGAUAUUGCAAGGAAUGAAUGUUAUAAAACUAUAUGUUUGGGAAGAUCUUUUCAAUGAGAAAAUACUAAAUUUGAGAGAAGUAGAACUAAAGUUAUUGAACAAAGAUUCAAUAUAUUGGAGUUUUUUAACGUUUACAACACAGGUUUCAACAAUAUUGGUCACAGUCAUAACAUUUUUUGUAUAUUAUUUCCUUAACGACAGUAAAGGCUUAACUGCAGUUAAUGUUUUUGCUGGAUUAGCUCUAUUCAAUCAACUUACCAUACCUCUACUUAUCCUACCUGUGACAGUAAUGAUGGUGAUCCAAGCUAUGGUAAGCACGAAGAGGAUCAAAGAAUUUUUGGAACUUCCCGAAUCCAAUAACGUAAGAGAAGACGACAAUGAUGAACAUAACAAAUCAUCGAAUAUUUUUAAUGACGCAUUCAUUGGCAACGCACCAGAAGAUGUAUUAGAAGAAGUAUGCAAAGAAGAUGAGGGGGACGUAGAAGAUCAAUUUUCUGAUGACGAGAACAGUGGGAUCUAUCCAAAUAAUGAAUACUUAGUAAGAUUUAGAAAUGCGGCUUUUAGUUGGGGAGUCAAAAACGAAAUGCUACUCGAAGUUGAAGAUUUGGAUAUCCCCGAGGGGAGGUUGAUUAUGGUGGUAGGUGGAGGUAGUUCGGGGAAGACUUCACUUCUGUCCGCCAUCUUAGGAGAAAUGUAUCUUGAGCGGGGAGACGUCACGUACAAGGGGCGAGUGUCGAUGUGGUUCGCGGGCCAACCCCCUUGGCUGGUGGAGGGUUCGGUGCGGGAUAACAUCGUGAUGGGUGGCCCUUGGUGCCAACGCCGUUACAGCAGAGUACUACGCGCCGCAGCCUUGCGACCAGACUUGCAACUGCUGCCUGAGGGUGACGCCACACAUUUGGGCAGCCACGGCUCUCCGUUGUCUGGAGGGCAGCGGGUGCGCGUCUGCAUCGCUCGCUCAUUGUACUCUAAUGCACGACUGCUCGUGCUCGACGAGCCCUUGGGCGCUCUGGACGCUCCGCUCGCUCGUCACAUUGUCGCUCGUGCGCUCGUGCCUGCAGUGAGAGCGGGCCGCACCGUGGUCAUGGCCACCAAUCGACUGGAGCUGUUGCACUACGCUGAUUUGGUGAUAGCCAUGGAGGAAGGUCGUGUGUGCGGUGUGGGUCGCGCGGGCGUAGGGCUAGGUGCAGGUGCAAUGUCCCGGUGGGCGCGGCUGGCGGCGGAGGCGCGCGCCAACGCGGCCCGCACCGGUGCCGGCCCACCCGGCGGCGCUACCAGGGAGCGGACGCGGCUCAUGCGGGAACUCACGCGCGCCCGCUUCCAGAGAUGCGGAUCCGAUGACACCUUGAUCGGCAUCUGCGAAGCGGCAGGAGCGCACCUCCUGACCGAGGUGCGGACAUGCGCGGGCGGCAGCUGGCGGCGAUCUAUGCGCCAGAGACCAUCGCUUGAGCGCCAAUUCUCGUCGCCACCACCCUCCGUCCACAACUACAAAUGGCGACGUGAAGUUCGUCGUGCUGUUAGCGCUGAUGCCUCUAACACGGCGCUACAGCGAGAAGCAAGCUUGUUGCGUAGACUACUACGGCCACGCCCCCAUCGGACACUCUCUAGAUGGACACCAAGAACUCUACGUAGGCUAAUAAGUUCAGAUUCUGAAACGACUGCUGACGAAAAUGGAACAAACGUUACAGUAUCUGAUGAACAAACCGGAGAGGCAGCGUACGCUUCGCUCACAUCAAACGGUACAGAUGUAAGUAAUGAAGUUGUAAGAGAAGACCAACCGGCGAAACCUGAACCAGAAGAAACAAUUGCAGAGAGUGGAGCGUGGUGCGGAUACGGCAGAGCGUGUGGAUGGUGGGGUUGUGCGUACUGGGCGGCGGCUGUUGCGGCGCAAGCACUGGCCCUUUUUGCCGACUACUGGCUCACACAGACCACGGCCAGGAAUGCACAGACUCCCCUGUCUCGAGAUGAGAUGUGGUAUUCGGUCCGGUCGUACGCGGCGUGGUGCAUGGGCGCGUUGGCAGCGGGUGGCAUGGCAGGCGCAGCGUGCGGCGCGGCAGGCGCGCGGGCGCGGCGUCGCCUCCACGAGCGACUACUGCGCGCCACACUGCACGCGCCGCUGCACCACACACGCGCCACGCCCGCGCAGCUCCUGCACAGGUUCUCAGCCGACGUGCAGGUCAUAGACAGGAAAUUACCAAUAGCCGUUGGUCGUUGGGGUCAACUGGCUCUACUCUGCUUCGCUUCGUUGAUAGUGAAUGCGGUAGUGGCCCCGUGGACGCUGCUGGCGCUGCUACCCGCUGUGCUUCUCUACUUCGCACUCCAAGCCAUCUACUUGACUAACGCUAGAGAAUUGCAGCGUACAGAAGCGUUGAGCGCAGCGGGUGUGGUCUCACUAGCGGCGGAGACGAGCGUGUGUGCGGGCGCAAACACAGUGCGUGCGGGCCGCCUGCAGCCACUCAUGCGGUCGCGGCUACUGCGCCGUCUGGACAGGAACAACGACGCGCUGCUGCUGCUCAACGCCGCCAACCGGUGGCUGGGAACUGCACUGGACUUGGUAGGAGCAGCGACAGUUUGCGUGAGCAUGGGCGUCGCUCUAAACAGUGGCAGUGAAGGCGCGGUUACAGGUCUAGCAGGCACAUACGCGCUACUGCUGCCCGCUUACCUCGCGCACUUGGCUAAAUGCCGCGCCGAUCUGCAUCUGCAAUUGGCUUCUGUCGAGCGAGUGCGAACCGACACCAACCUCCCGCAGGAAGACUACAGGGAAGACUGUCCGAUACCAGAAGGUUGGCAGAGAAACGGAAAAAUCGUAUUCGAGAACGUCAGUAUAAGUCAUGAACCGUCCGACUCACAACCAAUACUCAGUAAUAUCAAUAUCUCUGUAGCACCUGGAGAAAAGGUAGCGAUCUGUGGCCGCAGUGGGAGCGGCAAGUCAACCUUAGUGUUGACUUGCGCAGGCGCAACUAGCAUUCGUAGCGGGCGUUUAUUAAUCGACGAGGCCGAUGUGACACAAGUGGCUUUACGCGCCCUGCGACAUCGGGUGGUGGUGUUACCGCAAGAAGCUACCCUGUUCUCAGGCACUCUUCGGGAGAACCUAGAUCCUUUGGCUGUCCAUACGGACGAGGAGAUCUGGCAGAGCAUAAGAGCUGUCGGAUUGCACGACUUCGUUUCUGCGCAGCCCGCUGGUUUAGAGUGCAUAGUGCGUGGCGCGGGUAACGGUGGGGCUGGUUGGGCGAGCGGUCGCGCGGGGCGGGCAUGCGCGGCGCGGGCGGCACUGCACGCGCGGCUGGCGGGCGCGCUCAUACUGGACGAGCCGGCCGCCGCGCUAGAUGCGCCCGCAGAGCGUGCGCUGCUGGCCGCGCUGGCUGCCAGCGCGCCCGGCACUACGCUGCUUACUGUCGCGGUCAGUAUCCGCAAUCUAUCUAUAUGCGCGCUCAUACUGGACGAGCCGGCCGCCGCGCUAGACGCGCCCGCAGAGCGUGCGCUGCUGGCCGCGCUGGCUGCCAGCGCGCCCGGCACUACGCUGCUUACUGUCGCACAUCGCAUCUCGUCGAUACGCGGUUACGACCGUGCCGUUGUGUUAGAAGAGGGCCGCGUGGUCGAGCAGGGCGAAGUGAAGAGUCUACUAGCGCAACCCGCCUCGCGGUUAGCGAGAAUGCUAGCCGCUGCUCACCGGCAGACCUAAUAAUUAUAUUAGUAUUAAUUUUACCAAUAUUUUAUAUAAAGCAGCUCAUACUCUGUGAACACCAAAUUAUUAGCAAAGUCGGUAUUGGAAACUUUGGGAAAGUACUAAGAAGAAGGGUAGUGGUCUAGCAGGGUAAAUUGUAGACGCUGCAUGCGCAACUCCCCUGCGAGAGAAUGCUAUCCGCCGCUCACCAGCAGACUUAAUAACUAUAUUAAGAUUAACUUCUACAAAGUUAUAUGAAGCAGCUCACACUUACUCAGGAAUACUAUGUGAACUAUACUUAUUAUAAGCAAAUAUGGCUAAAUACUUAACUAAACUUUGCGAACACAAUUUAUUAUUAGCAAUGAAAAUGGCAUGGAAACUUUAACAAAGUACCGACGUACAGUUGAAUUAUAUAAUUAUCAUGCUAAAAAUAAAUCUUUUUUCUGCGAAUUCAAGCUUUCCUCGUUCUAAGCGGUCUACUAAGAAUGGAAAGAGUACGAAAACGAAGCACGCUUGAAAGAGAAUAUACUACAUACUACACUACUUUAUAUAAUAUUGUUUUUUUGAACUAAUGGCUGUUAAUUUUGGUAAACUUAACUGAAUUUUAUAAAGUAUCUAUUACAAAUUUAAGGGUACCGCAAAAUGAAUAGAAUGAAUUGAAAGUACUUAAUUAUUUACAAACUCAUAUAAAAGUCAAUAAUAUGCACGCGACGCCAGCCUCGGUGUCUACCAAGGCAACGUCUUUUCUUGUGUACAAAAGACUUCUGUAGGCUAUCAGUGUAAAGAGAAUAUUUUUUUACUUUUGUACUGUAUAUUAUCAAUGUAGACAGUAUGUAAAGUAUCGCUUACAGAGCAAUAAAGGCAGAAGUCAAUAUUUGAAUUUAAACCUAAAAGUAAUCACCCCAGCAAACUUUUUGAGCAACGACCAUAGACAAGGACGUCUGCGCAGGAGCAAUUUUACAUACAAAAACGUCUACUGCGCAAGCUUAAAUGUCUAUGGUUUUGCCCAAGAAGUUUGCCGCUACGUACGUACGCUAUACGUAUCUUAAAUCUCGCAAGUGCAUAGGCUCCUACCGCUUUUCGUGGGCGCUUAUUAAUCUCCACAUUAGAAAUAUGCUCGAAAGAAUAAGACUAAAUUUAGUAUGUAAUUAUAAUUAGGGCAGUUUUGUGCCUGGAAAAUUAUAGGACUGUGUGAAUCUUUUAAGUGCUUAUUCGUGUUAUGAGUGAUAAUUAAUGUUGUUCACAAUCUUUCGUUAUUAAAUAAUCACAAUGAUAUAUUUUAUUUUUAUUUCCAGUUUGUACAAAAUAUUGAUAACAUUUUCGUUUUACCUCUUACUAUUUUGGUAUAUUUAUUGAUUUUACAAUUAAUUUAUUUCUUUGUGAAAUGUAUUCACUCUAUGUACAUAUAAUAUAUAACAAAAAAAUAUUGGUUAUAUUUUUCAGACAUUACCUAUAUAAAACAGACUGUUUCCACACCACCGAUUGUUACAAAUUAAACGUUCAAAUAAAAGUCACAGGUGUUUUUUUUCUUACCAAAAUGUAUUUCCAAUAGAACAACAAUUGCACAAAACUCUUUUUAAAGCUCACAUAGGUGGCGCGACCGACGCGCUCCGCACACAACGUGCGACCAGAGUCAACGAUACUUAUAAAACUAUAUCACUACAUAACAAAUUACAACAAUAUUUACGUUGGCACCGAUUCAUAAUUAGUAAAUAUAAAAACAUUUUGUGUCGUGCACAAAUCAUAUAAAAAUAUUUACUUAAAGUAUUUUAACAUACUUACAGCAAUAAACUAAAUUAAAUCUCGACACGGUUAAUAUUUUUAUUUCACUUAUUGACUAUAUUGGUAUUCACAUUGGACAGGAGGGAGUUUACUCGAAAUUCAUUAGUUUCUUAUACAAAUGGCUGUCACAUAAUUAAUAGCUUCAUAUAAAAAUAGAUCAUUAUAAGGGGCUUCAACACAUUACAGCAACUUCAUAUUGCGCUCAGGGCUUGUAACCGGUUUCGAAAAUACCGGUAAACCAAGGUUAAUACCGGUUUUCAGUAAAGGUUUCGUUCGGAGGGCGUCCGAAAUGAAAGCGGUACCUAAAACCUUAAAAAAACCGGUUUAAUCCAGAGCGCCACGUGUACGCGUCGGUAUCGCUUGAAGUUAGUUUUGUUUGAACUAAUCAAGUCACAACUUGUUAAUGCUCAGAUAUUGAUGCAUUUCGAGCCGUUACCGCCAAAUUAUCGUAAGCGACACUUUUGUCGAAACGUGUACGAUAAUUUGGCGGUAACGGCUCGAUUUAUUGACACGUUUGCUAGCGUCAGGUGAGUCAAGUUAUUCAUUUUGUAGUUGUGUAUUGACACACUACUUCACUCACUCGCUCUGUAGUUGGAAAGAAACUGACAUUAAAUCAUUAUAAAUUUAAAUUGAAACGGCGAAGGCGAUGCCGUCAUUAAGAGCGAAAUGAAACCCUUUAAAAAACCGCUAAAUUGCUUCAAAGGUAGAGCCAAUCCUAAAUAAAACGCUCCUAAUGUACUUGAUACUGAUUUAGGUUUGAAAAUUAACCGGUAAACAAGCCCUGAUUGCACUAAUUCGACUUAAAGUCGAAUGCUUUUGCAUUGAAAUGGGAUCUUUAUAUGACGGUAAAGUUGGAGUUUUGAAAUUUUCAAUGUUCGAAGCGUACAAUUAAUUAAAUAUUUCGAUACGAGAGUUAAAUUGGAGUUGAAGUUGAGUUGCUGUAAUGUACUAAGACCUCAAUUAUGUUUAAAAUUAGCUAUAAUUCUUUGGCAAAAAUAACUCGAUGUAGGCUAUUAAAAUUAAAGUAAGUAUUAAAGGCACUGAAUCAGGACACUUUAUGUAUACUAUGUAUACCAACAUAUACGAUAAGUAUAUUAUGAAGACUAUUAAAUAACAUAAUUACUAUUAUCAAACAAAGACCGUGUACAGUACCCAGCCAUUUAUAAGUCACUUCGUGCUUUAGAAAGAGGUACUCGGCUAGCUUUGGCUUCGUAUAGCGCCGUCUCUGUCACCCCUGUCAACCUGACGCUUAGUCGCUGACUUGUCAGUCAUAGUUUAACGUCGCUAAAGAGCAGUCGCGUUCUUCUUCAAAUAUAUAUACAGAGUUGCUAAAACCAACAACAAAAAAAUAUUCAUGGCAUCUAAAAUAAAAAGUGGGAAACCUUUGCACGGAUAGUCUCGCGAAAUUGUUUACAAUGUAUAUAAAUAUUUCGUGAAGAAAGUAAAAAAAUUAAGGAUGAUGAUGGCAGUAAUUAUUUUAUGAAGUAUCAAGAGCGAGUUGCGAGUGCUACUGGAAUUUCAAGAAAAACUGUCAGAAAUAUAUAAAAUGAAGCUGAGGAAGCUGAUAUUGAUGCACCAUCCACUUCAUUUAAGUUUAGUACUCCCAAAAAAGGGCAACAAAAAAAGCGACACCGUUUGGAUAUAGAUGACUUUGAUUAUGAUGUUGUUCGGAGAAUGGUGUAUUAUUUUCACUUAAGAUUUAAUGAAUUGCUGACAAUUAAAUCGUUGAAAAUCAAAUUAUCUGAGGCUUAUUAACUAUAAUGGAUCUGAAAAGACGUUGAUAAAAAAUCUUCUAGAGAUGGGAUUUCGGUUCACUAAAAUGGAAGAUAACAGAAAAGUGUUAAAGGAAAAACAUGAUGUAAAACUCAAACGAAUUGAAUACCAAGAUAAAAAAUGCAAUUUUCGCAAUGAAGGAAGAAAAAUAAUUUAUAUGGAUGAGUCUUACAUACAUACAUCCCACACAAAAGACAAAAGUUGGAUUGAUGAUAAAAAAAAUAGGAGUAAAGAAGCCAAUUUCAAAGGGUCAACGGUUGAUAAUAGUUCAUGCAGGCGACGAAAAAGUUUUUGUUCCCGGUGCUUCUUUAACAUAUUCAAUUAAUCCACAGAUACCACAGGCGAUUACCACAAAGAGAUGAAUAAUGAAAACUAUGCGAAAUGGCUGCUUAAUCAAUUAAUACCAAAUAUACCCAAUAACUCCGUUCUGGUUAUCGACAUUCGCUAAUCAUUCAUAAUAAAUAUGUAGAAAGACCCCCAAAUUCCAACACUUUAAAACAGGAAAUGAUAAACUGGUUAAACACAUAUAACAUUCCAGUUGAUCCAAAUUUGACAAACCACAGAUUUAUGCUAUUAUAUGUCGCCACAAGGAAAAUUUUACAGAGUUUUCCGUAGACAAAAUACUUGCAGAACAUGGGCACACUACGUUGCGAUUGCCGCCACAUCACCCGGAUUUCAAUCCUAUUGAAAAUAUAUGGUCUCAAUUAAAAAGGCUAUGUAGCCUCUAGAAAUGUAGAUAUGAAUUUGAAUUUGGUGAAAAAUUUAUUGACUGAAAAAGUAAACAUGAUUGGAGCUGAGAAGUGGAAAAAUGUUUGUGAUUGUGAACACGUAAUAAAAUGUGAAAAUUAAUAUCGAUAAACUGAACAUCAUUUAGACAAUUUUACUGAUAGGCUAUAAUAAUAUAAAUACGAGCGAAAGUGACAGCGAUGGCGAGGUUGAGAGCUCACAUAGUGAUAUGGAAGGAAUUGAGAAUUUAGAAUCUGAUUAGUAAAAUGACACGGAGAGCCGAAGCUAGCCGAUUACCUCCCUCUAAAGCACGAUGCGACUUAUAAAUGGCCUGAUACUGUAUACGCAUGUUGAUUUUAAUUAAUAUUUUGGACAUCGAGCUACCGUCAUAUUGUUCAAAGCCAAACAGGUACUUUUUGUUGUUAUUAUUUAAGUUAAUAUUAUUUAUAAAAAAAUCUAUAUCGCGGACGAAUGUAUUUAUUUUAGUUUCUUAACGCGUAAAGUUAUCUGCCACCUUAAGGUCUAAAGGCAACUUAUAUAAUUAAUAUAAAUGCUCAAAUUACAACAACAUUCAUAAAAACUACACAUAUAGAUUGUGCGUUAAGUAAGAAACUUUUAAAUUCGGCUCAGUUUAACAAUUAGUGAACACCAACAAUUCGCACAUUAAGUUAAUUAAUAUCUCUAUAAAAGAAAAUACAAAUAAAACGUUCGCUAACUGCCGAAUACUCGAAAGCUUUUUAAAAUAAAUACUAAGCAAAGUAUACCUGCACCUCUAAUAUGACCACCGAAACGGGAAACGAAAUAUGAUAAAGCGAUAUAUCGGCAUUAACUGUCAGACUACAGUGGAGUUUGACAGUUGAGACUCGAUAAAAAGCUUUAUCGUAUCCCGUUUCCUGACCUACUUAAACUAUUUCAAAGUCAACAUUUAAUGCAUUGCAUGCAUGCAAGAAAUCUAAAAGAAUGCAUUUUCAGCUAAGAUGCAGCUUUAAUAAUUUACAAUUUUCAUAUUAUUCAAUACAUAUAAUUUCACCUCUGCCAGGGCUUGAAUUUAUGUAUCAUAAUAAAUUAGAAUAUAACAAAUUAAAAAAUCUUUCGAGUUUCGGACCAUUGGCUUACAUAUUCGAGAUGGCAUUUUGCUAUUUAAUCUCUCGUGUGUGUUGACAGUUGCGUUUUAUUUGUAAUAUCCAAGAUUAUAUUUUCAAUGGCCGAAGCAUUAACACUUCAAUUUAAGUCACAACAAUACAAAAGUCCUGCAAUAAACCCACAUAGUACUCCUCAUGAAAUAUAUAAGUAACACGCAAGAAAUCAACAACUCUAUAUGAGAUAUAAUUUGUACAUAUCACAGUCUUGGUUCAGAGCUAGUCUACGCUAAAGAAGUCCAAUUUCUAUUAUAAUGAGUAUAAUAAUAUGUACAUUAAUAUAAUAUAUUAUAAUGUUAAUAUAGUAUAUUAUAAAGUCCGAGUUUAGUAAAAAUAGAUAUAGGAAAUAGAUGAAAGAUAUAAUUUAUAUAGGUAGUAAACGACAUAAAAAACAUAUAUUUAGGUACUUUCUGUUUAUACAUAAAAGCUCUGCACCAAACUGUUAAAAUAAUAAUUAUUAAAUAUAUUUAACAACAAUUUAUAACUAAGGCGUGCAUCCCUACCAGUGUGGUGCGAACAGUUAUUCAAAUAAUAACAACCUCAACAACAAUACAAUGCUUUUUACAACAAUUUCCUUCAAUUAUAAUUUUCUUAGCAUGAAACGUACGACUGAUGUUCCUCUUAAUACCUAAUAAUAUUUAUAUUCAUAUUUUUGAGGAAAUAAAUAAUAUUGAUUGCAUAAUAAUGUUAUAUUGAUUUAAUUGUGUAAACAUUGUAAAAAUAAUUCAUUUUAGAUAAAAUACGUGGUAUAGUAAUUACGUAUAUAGUCUGUAAACUAUUAGUCUGUUUAUUUAAGAGAUUCUUAUUUUAAUACACUAGUGAUCUGCCCUUGCUCCCUAGGGUAUACUAUAUGGUCCACUUCCGUUUAAUGGAUUUAUUAUUUAUUUAAAGAGUUGCUUUAUUUUUAAGUAAAUCCAGAAGUUAGAUUGUUAAAUAAGACUCUCUUUAAUAAAUAGAUUUAAAAAUUAGUAUAUAUACAUAUAUUUAGAAAGGCACCAUUCAUUGACCAAGUUUGACGGACGUAAUCAAUGUAUCUAAUAUUCCAAAGCUCGACUAAUGUUUAUACAAAAAGCAAUUUAAAUAAGUACGGCCCGUGUAAAGAUGUAAAGGCGUGUACGAAUGUACUUCGUACGUGUGGACGUAAAUUAACAAAGCAUACAAGAACUUCUUAGGAACACAAUUCGAUAUGUGUUACCGCCCAGUAUACGUAGAUUUGUCGUUGGAAGUGGUCGACAGUGAAGUAGACACAACAUUUUAUGCUUUUCGUAGUGUUUCUCGCAAUUUCUUCAAAUAAUGUAACCAAGGGGAGUGCAAAUCGUAAGUGGACCGGGGGUUCCAGAUUUGAAAAUAGGGUUGAGAAAAUCAGGAACAAAUGUAUUAGAGCUUUAUUGAAAUAAGUAUUCAAACUUUACGAGUUUUCUAUAGUUGUUCUCUGCCUCAGGUAUGUUCAUCACCUGUAAAGAGUUAAAUAAGCAUAUAUGUUUUGAUAAAAUGAGCUCGCUUUUACAUAUCCUGUUACAUACCAGUGGAGUGCUAUAAUUCGAGCAUGAAAGUAGAUAGUGGGUGUAUUCUGAAAUAUACACCGGUACGCUGGCCACGGGUAAUGACGUCAUGAAUCGACGCCAUGCUCUUGAUUCGUUCCAAAUACACUGAUCAGCGCGGUGACGUCAUGAACUGCCGCUAUAUUGAAGCAAAAAAUUAUAAUAAAUUUUAACCUACAAUUUUAACUGUGAUUAUUUGAAAAGAAUAUAAGUGAUAGCUAUUAAGACAAUAUCUCGUUUUGUUGUUGAAACACAAUUCGACUAAGGCUAAUAAAUAAUUACGUCACAGUAUUCUUACCAGCUUAAUAUGGCGGCACACCAGUGCAAUAUGGCGUCGAAAUCAUGACGUCAUUACCGCUGGCCAGCGUACUGGUGUAUAUUUCGGAAUACACCUAGUGUGUGGUGUUGUUUACUCACCAUGACCGGUAGAGGGCUGUGUUGGUUAAUGUCUGGUUACGUGGGCUCGGAUUUGACGCCGGCGCUGGCAGCGACUGCCUGACGCGCCUCUUCAGGCAGCCGCUCGGGGUUCGUUAGGAUGUCCGUAGUGGUGCACAACACUCGGAGGGAGUUUAGCACCGCUGCAAACCCCAUUAGCGUUUUAUUAUAUUUUUAUUUUUUAAGCCAUUAACUGCUUAAUAUUUAAAUAUAAAGAAAGUUAACUAGAAAAAAAAUCCUCCUUUACCUAGAGAUUUAAACAUUAGCUUGUUAAUCCUCUCAUUGUUAAUCGGGACACACGCAAGUGUGUAGACAUAAUUUGUUGCUUAAAAUUGCCAAUACUCGGGAUAACAAAUAUCUAAACACCACAGUGAGAUGAUGAUUUACGCAAAAAAAAACUAAAUAUUUGUCAAUUAAACUAAAGUACGGCUAACGAGAAGCGAUACAAAAUUUCAUUCACCUUAGACGAGACUAUGGGACUGACGGUCUAAUAACUAUCUCUUUCAUCUCUUAUACAUGAAUAACGUCUCAUUCGGUCGUGUCACGUCACGUCAUCGCCGAGGCACCGAGUUCGACAACAUUCGGGCGGCCAUUUUAUAGUAAAAAAUAAUGACAUAUUUGCAUUUCGUUCCGUGUCUUUCCGAUACUACUCGUGGUAAUAACUAAAGUAGAACUUUUUAUCAGCUGCAGUAAAAUGACGUUUUGUGGGUUACCACUUUUUGAAGAAAAAUAAAUAGGGAUGUAGCUAAGUGAGUAAGUGAAUCAUUCAAUAAAUGAAUGAUCAGUUUGGUUUCGUUUAAGAGAUUUAAUAUUAAGUUGUAAUGAUUUUUUAUUCUAUUAUUAUUACUAUAGCAAAGGAUUGAUCUUUUUUAUUGGAAGUAUCGGGAGGUACAUCCAAAAUUAAACUAAAAGUCAUAACAAUGUUAUUUAUUAAUCAAAUAUUUUCGGGAUCACUAUCGCUGUCGCUUUCGGUCACACUAAUGACAAAUCUGUCUAUCAUUUCAUCAAUAAUAUGAUCGAGGUGGCACAUUUUGUCUUUCUCUUUUAUAGUGUUAGACACACAGUCACUCCACUUAACCGGUGUCAUUUUGUUGAUUCCUUCUUGGAAUAAAGUUUUCACUUCUUGCAUUUUAUAUGUUUUAUUAAUGUUUGCGACGUGCCCCCUUACCCGAGCCCAAACCAACUCGAUGGGGUUCACUAUAUUUGGUUCAAAUGUAAUAUUUUUAGUGGUCAGCCACUCUUGAAGCUAAUUGGUCAAAAUUCCACAUGGGGUGUGAGAAAACAUAUUAUACCUAACGUAUAAUAAAAAGAUUAAUGAUUACAGGUAAAAUAACUUUUGCGAUGGUGGGUACUUCAUUUCUAUGAAAGAACUGAUGUACAAUUCGUCUAAUAUCGGUGAAUAUGAAAUCAUCAGCUUUUUUUUAAAUGUAAUUUUUGGGCCAGGUUUUUCGGGAGGUUUUGGUGAUUUACAGUCGUUCUCCUUGUGCUCCUUUAAACAAAAUAAACAGUGCGGACGGAUAUUCUCAAGACUUCAGCCACCUUGUUGACGCAUACACUUGUUUUUAGAACUUCAAUAUUUGAUUCUGUAGAUUUCACUUCAAACACAUAUUUGUAAACGUUUCUGACCCAAAGUUUCUCGGUUACACUAAGAGCUACACGUGGCCUUUUUUUCUUAGGAAAUAGAAAUGUAUCUCUAUCUUGUAAUAUGCUCAACUGAGCAUCCAUGUAUUCGAUGUAACAAACAAAAAAAAGCUGACACGAUUAAGAAAAAGUAGGUAACUAAAAACCAGUACCAACUUGAGAUUUUAUACAGCCUUUUAUUUAUAUGAAUAAUAAAUAGAAUUAAGUAUGAUCAUCAUGAGUUAGUUAUGGAACGAUUAGAUUUUCUGUGUAAACCUAAUCACAUCCCUAUUGAAAUCAGGCGGUCAACAUUAUUUUACGGAAUGACAUUUUGAAACGUCAUUUUACUGCAGCUAAUAAAAAGUCGAAGUAUAAUAUUUUUUUGUUUUUUUAACUGAUAUGAUUUUCAGUUCUUAAAAUAGAAUUAUAUGAAAACACAGUUUUAUAUAUAUUUUUUAAAUAUAUUAUGCAUAUUAAAAUGAUAAAAGUCCUAUGUUAAUUUUCAUAAAUAAAGUUAUUUUUAAAAAUGUUGCCAAACCUUUCAUCGCUUAGUUUCAUUUUGUAUUGCUUUUCUUUGGCCGUACUUCAACAAUACAAUCAUAAAGAAAAGUAUACUAGAAAAAAAAACGCUUCGACGCGGCUAAGUAGCAUAAUGGUCAGUGCAUUCACCCGGAUUGCGAAGGAUGCGGGUUCGAGUCCCGUCCGCUGCCUGGUCCGCGUGGAUUUUUUUCUAGUAAACUUUUCUUUAGAUUUAAACAUCUAGCAGUUAAAUGCUUAAAAAUAAAUAAAAUCACAAUAUAAUCAUUUUUUUUUCAUUAAACUAACUAACGAGAUUGUAUCAACCUAUCAACGUACACAUCGUACCGGGUCUCAUCUCGACGAACGAGCAGUGUUGCUCGGCUCAUUGCAGCGUGGUUCGCGCCAGAUCUACGCUAAACUGUUGGUGGAGAGUAUAUCGACCUAUCAAUAUACACAUCGUACCGGGUCUCAUCUCGACAAGAGAGCAGUGUUGCUUGGCCCAUGGCAGCAUGGUUAGCACCAGAUCUACGCUAGACUUUUGGUGGGGAGUUUAUCGACCUAUCAAUGUACACAUCGUACCGGGUCUCAUCUCGACAAGCGAGCAGUGUUGCUCGGCCCAUAGAAGAGUGGUUCGCACCAGAUCCGCGCCGCUUCCACAGGAUACGCAUGCGCUAAACGAGUCCACUAGCGCCGCUGCUACUACGCUAAACUGAAUCAAGAGUGAAGGAACAUAAUUCAACAUACGGUGAACAGAAUAUUAUUCUGUAUUAUUAUUUUUUAUCUACUGAUAUAAAAAAAACAUUAGUUAAAAUCACUUAAAAUAAACAAGUGCAAACACACAAAAAAAGAACUAUCAAAGUUUUAACAGAUUAAAAAUUGUUUAAUAAAACUGCAUUGAAUUUGUUUUCUAUUUUAUUAAACACCUGAAGAAAACUUAAUUUCAAUAAGGCAAAUACGAAUAGCCAUGUGCAAAUCAGAAGUGUAAUAUAGAAUUUCAUUGAUUCAUAUUGUUCAUAAUAUUUUACAUUUUUCAUAUCUUCACUGAUUAAAUAUUUUAUGACCUUAAAAUGAACCGGAAAUGCAAUUCAUAUUUUGAUAUUUGCAAUUGUGUUUCAUAGACAGACGCGGUCUGCGGCCCCGUCCGGGGUGAUGACGCCUUAGUAGUAUUCGCUUGCAAUGUAAACACAAGUGACCAAAUAGGGUUGGCCGCGGCCGCAGGCCGCCUCUGUAUCAAAUCUGGAAUGCAAAUUGAACUGUUCAAUUUGUCAGUUUUAUUUAGAACGCUUAAAUCUGUCUAUUUCAAAUGUUCCAUACAAAUGUCGCUAUUUUUAAUCCCCUAAAAAUAACGGAUGGUAUUAGUAUUUAUAAUUAUUCAUUUUUGUUUGGUAUGCUUCUAUUCUAUUCUUUUUAAAGGCAAUAGUGUCGAUGCCAAUUUCGACAAUUCUGUCAAUAUCAGAAAGUGAUAAUCAAGCGUUGUGUUUUAUCAAUUUGUUGAACAAGCUGCAUUAGAAAUCUAUAUUUUGUCCGACUAUGGAUUACAACGUGUAUUCUUGUGGAACCUGUUGGUAAGUAUGCUGCAACAAAGAGUUUCCUAUGCUUGUAAGUAGUUUACAUCCUUGGCUAUAGCUGUCAAAAAAUUCAAGGGCUUUAUAUUUUCUUUCGAUUUAAACAUAUAGCAGUCAAAUGCUUUAAAAAUGAACAUACAAAGUUUUAUAUUUUUCAAAGGAUACGAGCCAAUACUUCCAAUUGUGCAUGGUGCGAUUGGCGACGUGCCUCGCAAACAUUUCACGAAGGCGGCCGGCGCGGGCUCUCGAUACUGGAGCUCCCGUCGCCGGUAACAUCGAGUGGCAGUUGCUGGCAAACCAUUAUGAACCUUAUUCAGCUAGCAAUAAAGACUUUAAACAUAACUAACGGACAUCCGCGACUUCGAAUGCGUUAUCUUUAGUUUUUUGAGAAUCCCACAGAAACCUAAAACUUUUCCGGGAUAAAAAGUAUCCUAUGUCUCAAUCCAGGUCAUGAACUAUAUGCGCGAAAAAUGUCAUCCAAAUCCGUUUAAGAGUUAUUGCGUGAUUGAGUAACAAACAUACAAACUUACACAUAAGUAGGAUUAGUAGGAUAGAGAGGAGCUGCGAUCGAGAUAGUUAAAUAACUUUUGCAAUGACCUCUCCCUACCCCACCGGGGUAUGUAGGGCCAAUGGUUAGAAUGUCCAAGGUGACAUCAUAAUGUCCAGAUAUUAUAAAGACCGUAAGUCAAUGUGUACAAGUCUCUGAAUGUCUAAGAAGUCAUAAUGUCCAGACCGGGUAGCACGAGCACGUUUAUCGCCGACAUAAGGCAUACGUCCCUCUCAUAAUAGUACUCAAAUAUUUGCCAACACGGGGCGAAUGCUUUAAGACUCCUGUAGUCAUAAAAAUAAAUAAAUUUGAAUUUAUGCCGACUAAUAAACGUGAUCGUGCUAGCUGGGCAGAUGUUAUAAAACCCAUUACAAGUGUUUUCUUUAGGAACUUGUGGUAUUAGGAUUCCUUAACCAAAAUGGCAAAUACUGAACCCUCAUAGUUUUAUCACUUAAGUCCCGUAUUUCACAGGCAUUUUACUGAAAAACAUCAAUGAUAUGAAGAUACGCUCUUUUGUACAUCGAAUUAUUUUCAUCAGUAGCUAUACCUAGUGCAUUUCUUAGUAUUCAGCAACGGCUUCGGGACCCUACUCUGAGCAUGGUUUAUCUAGCUGAUGCUGGCUUACGAUAUCCAUGUCAUUAGUGACACUUCAUAAUACUUAAACUCUCUUUGGUAAUCAAUUCCGAUAGAUAAUGGAUAUUGGCUUGAGAGGCUAUUACUGAUUAAUAAUAAAAUAAAUGAAGUUUUUAACUAUUUGUUGUUUUGGUAACUUGUCAUUAUGGCAAUUAGGCAUUUUAGCAAUUUGUUGUUUUGACACCUGGAUAUUGUGACAACUGGGUAUUCUAUCAAUUGGAUAAUUUGAUAAUUAGACAUUAUGAAAAUUUUAUUUUUUAACAAUUCGAUGUUUUGAAACCUGGAUUUUAGGACAACUGAGCAUUUUAACGAUUGGGCAUUAUUUCCUGUGACACACUGGACUUCUGACACUUGACCUAAAAUACCUCGGUCAUUGGAUCGAUGACCAAAAACUUAUUAUCUCGAGCUUCUCCGUGCUUCGGAAUGCACGUUAAGCAGUUGGUCCCAGCUGCAUCUGCAGUCUUAAGCACCAACCAAUACGCACUGGGCCCGCGUGAGGUAUGCAUCAACCAAUCUCCCAAUUCCAUCCAUAAGAGAGGACUGUGCCCCAGCAGUGGGGACAUUAAUAGGCUGAUGAUGAUGAUGACUAAAUAAAGAUACAAACAUAUUAUUGAUUAAAAUCGUACAGGCGGUAAGUGAUCGCGCGAGAUACGGGAGCGCCCGUAGCCGGCAACAUUGAGUGGCAGUUGCUGUUGCUGUAAGGUAUUAUAAACCUUAUGUACUUUGCAUUAAACACCUAUAUUAUCUAUUUGGUUCUCUAUGUAGUAUUACUAUGUAUUAUAUAUAACGGUAAAUGUUGAAAAAAAAAAGCAAUAAAAAGCUGACUUACGAGAUAGAAUUAUUUAAGCUUUCCGUUUGCUGUUUCAAACUUUCCAUUUCUUCUUUUAUUUGAUUUCUUUCUGCUUUUAGCAGUUUUAUAUAUUCUGCUCCCUUUUGUAACAUAGCUGCUUUACUUAUCUGUAAUAAUACAAAUCAGUUCAAGUUAAUUUAUGUCUUAAUAGUAUACAUUGUGACGCAGACAAUGGUCUAGCUAGCUCGAUUCUGACGUGAUUCUCUAAAAUUAAAAUUAAAUUUGACAACAGUGUAUCAUUUUAAUUCUCUAUACAUAAUGCAAAAGAGAGACUGCUAUUUAAGUUAGCUUUAAGUUUAGAGAAUCAUGCCAGAAUCGACCCCAAAAGUGUAAUAAACCAUUUUUUUCUUAAGUUACUUUUAAACAGAUAAGUUACAGUGUUUAUCAAUAUGGUGGAUGACUCAUUAUUGAUAAAGGCUAGUAGUUAAGGCGAGUUGUAUAUAGGUAUCCUAAAAUUAAAAAAAAAACACUCUCUGAGAUGAGUUUUUUAUCAGCAGCUCCACUGCUCCGCUGCUUCUGCUCCACGUUCAGAUAUUAUUCACAGCGUUCAUUAUCUGUCUGUCUCUCUCUCUCACCUUAGCCGCUGGGUUCGCGUAGGGGCGCGGUAUUAGCGCCUGCUAGGUAUCAAAUCCGUUCUUGAUGUUGUAGCGCCGCUUCUGUUCCGCGUGUAAGUAUUAUCUACAGCGUUUACUCUCUCUCUCGCUCACACACUCUCCAUCUCUUUCAUACCUUAGCCGCUGUGUUCGCGUUGAGGUGCGGUAUUAGUGCCUGCAAGGUAUCGAACCCGUUUCCGGUGUUGUAGUGCCAUAACUAUACUGUACUUACAAUAAAGUCACACAGAAAAGUGUAAAAAAGACAAGUACCCUUCUCUCACUCUCACCUUAGCCGCUGGGUUCGCGUUGAGGUGUGGUAUUAGCGCCUGCAGGGUAUCGAACCCGUUCUUGAUGUUGUAGCGCCGCUUCUGCUCCGCGUGCAAGUGAGUGCGCCGCGGCUCACGCGGAGAACCGGCGCGAGGCGAGCCCGGCGACGUGGGCGGCGAUAAUGACUAACCAAACCAAGCAGUAUUGCGCUUUUAAACUUAAUUUAUUGAUAUCUAAUAUCUAAAAUUCUCGUGUCACGGUGUGCCUAAUUGAACUCCUCCUCAUUUAUGAUGAGUAUGUACGUUAAAUAUGUGUGAAAUAUUUUAUUUUCUUAUUCAUAUAUAUGAACCAGCUUUUAAAAUAAUUAACUCAAUGUUUCCCUUCAUUUCCUAUGUAAAUAGUAUUUUAGACGGUGACAACGUUGGCCAGCGCGCGUGGUCCUCUGAAGGAAAGGGGAAGGUGGAAUAAGAGAGAAUAAUAAUGUGAAUAGAAUAUAGUUGUUCUAUAAAUAAAUAAGGCAGUAAACGCUCGCCGCUUUUGUUCCGUGUGCAAGUGAGAACAGCGCGGUUCACGCGGCGCGGCGUAUCAUAAUUAAAUUUUUGUCGAAAUCGAUUCUGAAGCCAAUUCCAACGAAACUACUUUUUUCCCCUUUAAAAGUUCUAUAAAAAUGUCCGGGACAGUAUAUGUCCAUCUUUGCAGUUUCAUUCACUAUAAACUUUUUCCUCAAAUCAACGCGAGGAAACCGCAGUGGACAUAUCGUUGUGACAUAACUGUAAUAGAUAGACAUGAUAUCGCGGACUUUUUUAAUUGAUACUGAUGUCUUCAAAAACAGUUCAGUACAUCACUUUGCUCAAUUGUUAAUGACUUCCACAGCGUACGCGAUAGAAGGUCAUUCUUUGGUAUUUUUUUCAUACGUUGGGUUAGGUACAUUAUCGAAGUUUUCAUACGGAAACCUAACUUUUUCGGAAAUACUUUAAAGCCUAUGUUUAUUAGGGAUAAUGUGGGAUUCUAAAUGCGAAAGAAUUUUACAAAUCGGUCCAGUAGUUUUGGUAUAGAUGAAUAUUAGUAUAGAUGCGUGUAUGUUAAGCUGUGUUUGUGGGCAUAUUCCCCCCAUAUAAAUUAAAGACUAGUUUAAUUAAUAUUAUGUCAAUGCCAAAUAGGUAUAUUGGUUCAGGUUUUUCAAUGACUAUUAGGAAGAAAUUUGGGAAUAUUGGAAAUAAAGCACGAAAGUUACUCUUUCUCGAGGAAAAAAUCUUUUAUAUGAAGGGAAUGGAUACUAACUACAGACAGCCUAAUUAUUUUUUUAUUAUUUUAGCUUUUUUAAGUGAAGUAUAGAAUCUUUAAGUUAUUAAUUGAGACCUAUACAUAGAUACAUUGUACAGGGUCUGUUAAUGAAGUAGCACAAGAGGAUCAAUUACUAAGGAAAUACACCAUAUUUACGAAACCUCUUCGGUGUUUUUUGUUUAUUUUUAUAAACUUACCUUACUACUUAACUUACUUGAUGUGGUGACAUGACGUCGCUGCCAAUAGGUGACGGUUGACCUUUCCUAAUGGGUGAUCUCGUGGGGUCAGUGCCUAGUAGGCCUUCUUCUGUACUACUAUUAAGCUUAUAUGAGCUUUUAGCUGGAAAAUAUAUGUAAUACACAUUCAACGCUUAAUUCUUUAUAAUAUGUAGUUAAUUAAAGUAUCUACAGAUUUUUUUGUGAAAUUAUUACAAGAACAUAGAACAAAUUCUACAAAACCAACUUAAUUUUAUAAGAAAAAAAUAGACUAUUCUACAUUUAGUAGUUUUAAUAUCCAAAAGCGUAAGCGAAAAAUUACUUUUGCUAUAUUGAAAACGAUAAACAGCAAGGAGUUACAGCACGACGCACACAAAACUACAGAAUAUUGUUGUUUCAGUACAGUCAGAUGAAAGGUGGAGGAUAGUUCGGAAGUCUCAAUUCGAGCCUUUAUCAGAGAUAUUGUAAUGCAUAUUAAUACAAAUAAGAAAGAAAGUUUAAAGCGGAAAUGCAUGAAGUUUACAAAAACAACUUUUUCUCUCCGUCAAUUCCUCAAAUAUAAAUGCAAACACGUAACAAUCAUCUAACAUCGUAAUAAUAAAUAAUCGUAACAAAUCAGGUAAGCCGUCAGCUCGUAUAGUAGCAAUAGCAAUUAUAGUUAUGAUUUUAAAUCAAAAAUCAAAACUAUAAUUGCUAUUUCUUCUUUCAAAUGUUUAAUACUUGAAAAAGUAUUCAUUUGACAUUGUGGGUUACCUACAAUGCGAAGAGAUGGCGCUGCCUUGCAGCUUAAGGCUAGGAAAAUUUCAACGCGGCUAAUAGGGCCGUGGUAGCAUAAUGGUCAGUGCAUUCGCCCGGAUAGCGAAGGAUGCGGGUUCGAGUCCCAUCCGCUGCCUGGUCCGCGUGGAUUUUUUUCUAGUAAACUUUUCUUUAGAUUUAAACAUCUAGCAGUUAAAUGCUUAAAAAAAAAUCAUAACCAAAAUUUUUUUUUUUAGUUUGUUUGUAUGUCCCGGAUAAACUCAAAAGUACUGCAUGGAUUUACUCCAAUUUUGCCACGAAUAUUUUUAAGAAGUCGGGUCAAGUGUCUAGCAAUACCUAUUUCUUUAGUGUAAUAGCAUCAAAGGGGUAUUCGUUUUUUAAUUCUAUAAUCUUUAACUUGUAUACUCACAGUGCUGAGCGGACAGAAGUUGGGCGAGCAUGACGCUCGCUUGCGGCAGACUUGGCUCUGACGCCACGCUGUUGAGGGGUGGAGGUAGUCUCCCUCCCCCUCCUUCCCCCGCCCCUACACCCCCGGAUGUCGAUCGAGAUCGCAUUCGUACGCUGCUUGUACUUUCGCGCGGCUGUGGACAAAAUAUUCAUCACAUAGGGGCCGUUCAAGUUUAUGUAAGCAGAUUUUUUACAAUUUAACUUCCGGUUAAAGUGACAUUACACUAUAUGAUUUGACGUUUUGAUGAUUGCCGUGUUUCGUCACACACCAGUGAGACUCCUUAUUGUCCAAAGAAACGUUUUCGCUGAAACUUGAAAAUUGAAUUUUUGACUUAGUUUUUUUUUUACUAAAAUACGCUACAGAAUGAUGAAUAUCCACUUUUUAUGGACAACAAAAAAUAUUUAAUAACGUGGGAUCAUUUUAAAGUUGUCAAAUACCGUAUUGCGGUCUCGUCUCUAAGGGUUGUGGGAGGAGGUGUGUUUGUAGUCGCAACCGCUAGCGACCAAUCAGCGUUGAUAUGAGCACCCAGCAGUAAGCUAUGCGACUAAUCAGCGUCAAGGUGUAGUGUAGUGGAAUGUAUCUUACCCGCGGUGUGUGGUCUUGUCUCUGCGGAUCGUGGGAGGGGGUGUAGCAGCGAAGCGACCAAUCAGCGAUGAGGUAAUCACCUAGCUGUAAGCUGUGCGAUCAGUCAGCGUCGAGGUGUAGUGUAGUGGAAUGUAUCGCAUCCGUGGCGUGUAGUCUUUUCUAUACGGUUCGUGGAAGAGGGGCGUGGUUGUGGGCGCGGCCACCAGCAACCAAUCAGCGUUGAGAUAACCAACUAGCUAUAAUCUGUGUGACCAAUCAGCGUCGAGGUGUAGUGUAGUGGAGUGUAUCUCUGCGUGUUGUCUCGUCUCUGCGGGUCGUGGGGAGCGUAGUUGGGGCCGCGCUGCCAGCGAGCAAUGAGUCUUGAGACAAGCUCCCAGCUGUAAGCUGUGCUUCCAAUCAGCGUAGAGGACUAGUGUAAGGGAGUGUAUCUCACCCUCGGCGUGUGGUCUCGUCUCUGCAGUUCAUGAGAGGGGGGCGUGGUAGUGGGCGGGGCCGCCAGCGACCAAUCAGCAUUGAGAUGAGCUCCCAGCGGUAAACUAUGCGAUCUGUACUGCUCUUGAGGACGUGAUCCCGACGCGGGCGAGUUCACACUCGCUA